UUGUGGCAACCCUACAGGCGAUGGUAAACAACGGAUUGUAAGGUGAAGAGUGAAAGUGAUUUUACAUUCGAAAACUAAUUGUAAAUAAAAACUAGGUACCCAUUUCACUGAAAUUUGGCAAGUAAAAGAGAUAAUAUUAUGUAAAAAUUAAACUGAAAUACCAAAUAUGAAAUGCUGAACGAGAGCAAAUUCACUUUCCUGGGAUUAUACACUUUGCCGUGCAGUUUUUUCAAUCCCAUGAUUCGUCGGUGUUCCAAUAUGUCGCGUGCUGAAUAAGAGAAAGCUAUUAAAUUUUCUGGCCAUGAAAUCCACUCCAUCAUGCAUGAAUGAAGUGGUUUGGCCUGACCGACCACAUGAAGUGCUGACCAACGGCCAUCCCGAGAUGAGUGGGGUUCAGUCUGUGAGACACAUAGCCACCCGGUCACAGGAUGAUGCCAUGGUGGGCUAUUUUUUUCAGCGUCCGCAGACUGACCCCGAUUUUCAAAAUUAUGCGAAACAGUCAAGAUGGGCCCUUGGCGAUGACUCUGUUUUAGAGGUACGUGGCAGUGACAACUCUGAAUUGGAGAGUGACUUUCAAGCAUUAGCUUUAGAGACAGGACAUCCUUCUUUAGAAUAUUCACCGGCUGCAAAAAAAUUGUGGGGUGUUGAAGACACAAAACAAGAUGAGAGUAAAGGAAUCUUAUUUGGUGACCAAUGGCGGGAUGCUGCUUGGAGUACUGGACACAAUAGUGCAUCAGACACUGGAGGACUUGGUGUUAAAAUGGUUGAAUAUGUUCUGGGUAGUUCUCCUACCUCAAAAGAUCUGGAUAAUCGAAUGGCAAGAAUGCACCAUCUUGGCAUGAAUUCAAGCGAUAAUCCUGAAAAACUAAAAAAGCUAAAAUCUAUAUCUUUUGAUGGAGAAUUGAAAGGAAAAGAGCAAGAAGGAAGUGGUGUAAUUCACCAAUCUAAUGGAAUUCUUCAAAAUGGUUUGAGUGACGACAGUGGAUACCACCAUUCAAACAGUCGACAGUCUUCUCCAAGUGAAGACAUUGGUAGCAAGAAGCAUAUAUUAAAUGAAAAAAUGCCAAAGCAUAGUGAACAAAUGAUGCCCCAGUCUUCUGGAGCUAAUAUGCAAUCGGGUGGCACUUCAUUGGGUGGACUAGAUCAAGGUUUUGAGGGAGUGUCCAUGGACCAACUUCAAUUUGAUUAUUCUUCAGCUUUUAUGCCUAACAUGGAUUCUCCUAACAUGGAUUACACUAAUCAAAUGACAUCUAGGAAGAUGGUUCUUAACAGAGGUGAUGAAAAGUUCGGUUCUAAUUUCUCUUGUCAAGACCCUCAGCAUUUUUUUAUGGAGCUUUAUUCAAGAGCUCAAGGUCAACCCAUGCCUGUGAUGGGCCAGCAGCAAUUUCCAAUGCAGCAGCAAGGUCAGAUGCAAGCAGCUAAUCCAGCUGCAUCUCCAGCACCAUUCGCUUCCAGCCCAUAUGUUAUGAAUCAAGAUCCUUAUGCUGCUGCUGCUUCAAUGGGGACUAUCAUGCCUGGCCCAAUGAUGACUCAGUAUUAUGGUGUACCUCCUUGGGGUAUGUUCCCAACUCCAGCUGGAAUGGUUCAGGGUGGCCAAGGUCAAACUCCUAAUACUCAACAACAGUUAAUGCGUGGUGGCGGUGCUAGGCCUAUGACUCCUCAAGGCCCAGGUGCCGAUACCAUGACACAAGGGGGUGGUGGAAUGCCUCAGAGUAUGCAAGGACCUGGUGGACAAUAUCAAAUGGUUGCACCUUCUUACUAUGAAAAUGGCUCAGUUAUGAUGGGAAAUGCUCGAGGAAUGGGUACUGCUAUGAGGUUAAUGCCCCCUGUCAUUGUGAAUCCUGCUGCUGCUUCUAACAGCACUCCUGGAACUAUGGGAAGUGGUGGUUUACGCUUACUAGGUUCUCAAGCUCAACAGAAUCCUGCAGCAAGUCUUUUUAAUAGUGGCACACCUAAUAGUAACACAAUUUAUUCUUCUCCUGCUAACUCAAAUAUGACUUUUAAUCAUCCCACCUCUGGGCUAGGUUUCUCUGGAACUAACGGUAGUCAAUUAGGUUACGGAUCUGGAUUAGGACUAGGUCCUGCUCAACCUCAAAGCACAAUGGGAUAUGGAUCAAAUUCAAUGGGACCCAUUGGAGCAUCACUUAGUGCUAUUGGAACUAGCAUUGGUGGAACUGCUGGCUCACCAAGACGAGACUCAUUUGACCGAAGGGAUGGUACAUCUCUUGGAACUAUGGCCGGAUCUGGUUUCUCUGGUGGAUUAGAAAGUCAGUUGUCUAGACAAAUGACUCAACAGAAAGGCAACCAAUUUUAUGGUCCCCUUGGUUCUGUGACUGCAUCUGGUCCUGGUCCUAUCGGCAUGAUGCCACCAAGCCAAAGUCUUACACCACCUCCUCAAUCCUUGAAUGGCGGCUCACUUGGAAACUUAAACCUUGGUACUUUAGGUGGCAGAAUAUUAUCUGCAGCACCAGGAGCUGAAGCCAAAUAUAUGAUUAGAAAUGGGCCUUUAGGAAAUAAUGUAUUUAAUUCUUCAAAUACACUAUUUCCGAACAGAACAUUACAGAGAAGCUCUAGUUUAGAAAAACCUUCUGGUCGCAGUAGGCUGUUAGAAGACUUUAGAAAUAACCGUUAUCCUAAUCUGCAAUUAAGAGAUUUAUCAAACCACAUAGUUGAAUUUUCACAAGAUCAACAUGGCUCAAGGUUCAUUCAGCAAAAGCUAGAAAGAGCUACUCCGAGUGAAAAGCAACUGGUUUUCACAGAGAUUUUAGGCGCAGCUUAUAGUUUGAUGACUGAUGUUUUUGGAAAUUAUGUUAUUCAGAAAUUCUUUGAAUUUGGCACCCAAGAACAAAAACAGGCACUGGCGCAAAAAGUGAAAGGUCAUGUUUUGCCUCUCGCAUUGCAGAUGUAUGGAUGUAGAGUUAUACAAAAAGCUCUUGAGUCUAUACCACCUGAACAGCAGAAGGAGAUUGUCAAAGAACUCGAUGGACAUGUUUUGAAGUGUGUAAAAGAUCAAAAUGGCAACCAUGUCGUCCAAAAAUGCAUUGAAUGUGUUGAUCCUAUAGCUUUACAGUUUAUUAUUAACGCUUUUCAAGGACAAGUUUAUACUUUAUCUACACACCCAUAUGGUUGUCGAGUAAUUCAGCGCAUUUUAGAGCAUUGCACUCCUGAGCAAACAUCACCUGUUUUAGAAGAGUUGCACCAACACACUGAACAGCUGGUCCAGGACCAAUACGGCAAUUACGUUGUCCAGCAUGUACUUGAACAUGGCUGUCAAGAAGAUAAAAGCAAGAUUGUAAAUGUAGUUAGAGGAAAAGUCUUAAGCUUGUCUCAGCACAAGUUUGCUAGCAAUGUUGUGGAGAAAUGUGUGACUCAUGCUACACGUUCUGAACGAGGAUAUCUCAUUGAAGAAGUCUGCACCUUUAAUGAUGGGCCCCACAGUGCCUUAUAUGCUAUGAUGAAGGACCAGUAUGCCAAUUAUGUGGUGCAACGAAUGAUUGAAGUAUCUGAGCCCCCUCAACGUAAGCUGUUGCUGCACAAGAUCCGUCCUCAUAUCACAUCGCUGCGUAAAUAUACCUAUGGCAAGCACAUUCUUGCAAAGCUAGAGAAAUAUUUGAUGAAAAAUAAUGAGCUAGGUCCCAUUGGUGCACCAUCCAAUGGGAACAUUUAAAAGCUAAUCUUUAAAAGGUCCGGAGUGCAUGCAGAAAUAAUAUACACAAAAUUGCAAAAUUUGCUAAGGUAAAAAUUAUUUCGUGCUUUAUUUUUAUUAGGUACAGACUUGUAAUGGGUUAGGCCAAUUUUAUUACUUGACUACCAAAUGUAAAAUACAUUUAACUUAUUGUUUUCAAAUUAUUUAUUUUCGACUUAAUAUGGUUGUUGUAUAUAAGAUGUUAACGGCACUCCGGCUAAAACAGAAAAAAUAAUCAAUUAUGUAUGUAAGGAUCUUACAAUUGAUUUUAAUUUUUUUUUCCCAACUUACCUAAAAACUUGAGUGUUGUUUUGAUAUAGUUUUUAAUGGGUACACCUAGCCCAGUAGUUGAUAUUGUACAGGAUGUAUUUACAGUGCAUCUGAGCAUGCAUGGGUCAUAAAUUUUUUUUUUUGUAGAUUUUUCUCAACUUAAUAGUGCUGUUGUGGUUGUCGUGUGUAGUUUUAUAUCCUUUAAUACAUAUUUAAUAGUAGUUUUUACCUAAAUUAGUGUACUUCAAUUGAAAAAAAAACUUUUAACUGUUCUAAGCAUAGUGUAUCUAUUUAUGGUUAUAAUAAUUGUUAAACGCCAAUUGCCAUCAAACAUAAAAUGCUUGGUUUUAAAGUUUAUAUUUUAAGGAAAAAAAUAGCAAGCAUUAUCGUUGUUUGGCUUAAAAAUCACUGCGAGCAAAGUGAUUUUUUUCCUCCUUUCUUCACAGCUACUAUAUUAUUUAAAUUUAUGUUCUUCCAUCUGUGUUUUUCCUCAAGAACUAGCCUUAAGAAGUUCCUCAAUAUGAGGUUGUAUAUCAGAACAGCAAUGGUUUUUUUAAAGCUAGGUAUACCCAAUUGUGUAUAGUGUAAAAUGUGUGAAAAUAAAAAUUUUGUAACAUUUCGGUGCUACAGAUGUAAUUUUUAAAUGCUAAUUUUUGAUAACGUCCUGUACAGUCAGCUGUGUAAAAGUGUAACUAACUCUUCAUAUGUUUUAGAUGAACAGGUGGACAUAUGCAGCACGCUCUUCGCUGUUAGAUAUCAUAUUAUAAAUAAUUCAUGAUGGAUAUCUUUUCUUUCUUUUAAACCUUAAUAUUAAUUUUGUAUAUUAAUUAUUCAUUGGUUUGUGUAGCUGUUUUUUCCCGUUAAAGUAACAAAAAAAUCCCUUGUUUGUUUUUGUAACUUUUUUUUAACCUUUAAUAUUUUGAUUUAUAUAACAAUGCUGUUAGUACACCUGUUCUACACUGCAUUAAAUUCAUUACCAGGCAAGAAUUGCCGAGUUCAAAAUAUGUGUUGAAAUUUGUUAUUAAUUUAGAGUGCUAGUUUUAAUUUUUCCUUUUGUCUUGUUUGACAUUUAUGUAUUUUUCCUUCUUUUUUUCACGUAUGACAUGUCAGUAAAGUUGGGGAUAAUGAUUACUAGCUAUUUAAUGAAAUGCUGGAGUUCAAGAUCCCAUUUUAUAUGCAUCACUGAUGCCUUAAAAAGGGACAAAAUAGCAUUUUGACUAUUUUGGAUACAAAUGCUCUAGAAUUAAAGCAUUCAAAUGGACUUAAUCAAUUACACUGCUUAUUAUAUCUAAUUUCUUUAAUGUUAAACAGUGUUAUUUAUCUAAUACAGCCUUGUUUGUUGUUAAUUUUAUUUGGCAGUGUGUGUAAUGGCAUUUCCAUGCAUAUUUUUUUCAUUCAACGAAACUUAAGACAAGCGUAACUGGGCCAUCAAUUUUAGCCCUGUUAUAAAAAAAAUGUUCUAGUUUUUCUGUGUAUUAAAUGCUUAGAUUUUUUGGUGAGUGUAGUUUUUUUUUUAAUUGCUAAAGUUAUAAAAUACUGUCUUGUGUACUCAGCUUGUGAUGGAUAUGGUAAUUUGUGUAUUCUUCCUUGGGAAUAAUGUCUGCAUAUUUGAGAUGUGUUGUGGUUAACUUCAGUAUUGUUUAGCUUUCUUGUAACAAUAUAUAUACAUAUAUACAUAUUACUAUAUAUAACUUGGCUACCUUAGCAGCAGUGUUGAGGUAGCUUGUUUUUUUGUAAAACUUGUGAAACAUUUUUGUAUUCAAUUUUUAUUGUAAUUAGCUCAUUGUAGAAAUUGUAUGUGCAUGUAGAGUGUUUUAGAGAGCUAUUGCUGUUGUAGAUUUGGAUUUUGUAUAUUUCUGCUCAUUGGCCAUUUAAAAAAGCCCUUUACAACUGUACAGAGGAAGGGUGGGAGGUAUUCCUUAGCUUUUUAAUUAUGUUAAUCGUGAAUACAACAAUUUUUAAGUGUGUGUCCUGUCAAAGUCUCAAUUCCUCACAAAAGAUAAACAAAAUACUUAAUAGCUCUCCAGUCACACAAUUCAUUAGAAGACAUUAAGGAGGCUGAGCACAUUUAAAAUGACAUUUUUUAAAUAAAAAAAAAAUUGGAACUUAACAUGUAGUUAAGAAUACAAAAUAUUGUUUGAUUUGAUUUUUUACGCAUUUAAGUAUUAGAAUAAACUUUAAGCCAAAUAUAAUAAGAUUUUUAAUCUGAAAAAAAAAAUUUUUUUUCUUUCAUCUGUAACUUUUUAAUUUGAACUAUUAAUAUUUCUUUAUUUGAUACAAAAAAUGUUUUCUUUAUUCAUUUUAAAUAAUUAUUUUUAGUGAAAAAAUGUGAAUUGCAAUAAAAAAUGAACUGGGCAAUAAAAAAAAAAUGAAAAAUCUUUAAACAUUAUUAUUUUAGUGGUUUUGAACAAUGUGCUGAAAUUUAAUAGUCAUUUUAUUUCACGAUGUGACUAAUAUCUGAAGAAUUUAAGGAAUUAAUGUGUAUUUCUAUUUUAAAUUAUGUGCUGAAAAUGAGUCAAAAUUUAUUUAUUUUUUAAAAAUGGACAACUCUAAACGUGCUCAGAUCCCUUAGGUUUUGUUACACAGUUUCAUGAUUAUAAGCAUAAGGUCAACCCACCAGUCGAUUGUAACGAAUUCUAUUGUAAAUUCUAAGAUAUUAAAGGGUCCGAGUGAAUGCAUUAAGGAUGUUUUUCUUUUUAAUUUUUGUUUUUUUGUAAAUAUCAUCUAAAUAGACAAAGUUCAUGCAAUACAAUAUUUGUACAGUGUAAUUUUAUUUUGUUAAUUUACCAUGUGGGACAUGCAUUUGGUUGUUUCAGAUGUAUUAUUUAGUGCGAUGAAACAUUUACAAGGAGCCAGAUGGGGCAACCAGAGUUGUGUACAUAAAUUUUUAAUUUCAUAACACCAUGUUCCUUAUUUAUUAAAAUAAUCAUGUUAAUUUUGUCGAUCAUAUUAAAUUAUCCAUGUAAAGUUUUGUAAUAUCCUAUUUUAUUUUAUCCAAAUAAAUUUUUAAGGAAUUUGUAUGUACAUAUAAAAAAAAAAUAAGAGAAAUCAAUAUAUUGUGAUCUUACAAGAGGGUUGUUGCAAGUUCUGCACAAAAUUUCUGUAAAUUUUUUAUAUUUUUAUGAGCGUAGAUUCAUUUAAGUGCAUUAGCUUUCUUUUCUGUUUUGUACAAUGUCGCGUCGUCGGAAAAGAAACUUGUAAAUAAGUUUAAAAAAGACAAGUUUAAAUAACCAUUGAAAUCAUUAAUUGUACAUGUUCAUUUUUUUUAAAAAAUGUAAAAUAAAAAAUAAAUGAUUUCAAAUUUUUUUUGGGCCUUAAAUUUUUUACCAAUAUGGAGUUUCACAUGCUCAUUUUUGCCGAAUGUUAAAUGUAGUAUGGUCCAAA
This is a messenger RNA of Parasteatoda tepidariorum (common house spider), 7339 nucleotides long. It is a transcript of the gene pum, whose product is annotated as pumilio. Gene Ontology annotation, biological process: post-transcriptional regulation of gene expression. Gene Ontology annotation, molecular function: mRNA 3'-UTR binding. NCBI's taxonomy places the organism in Eukaryota, Metazoa, Arthropoda, Arachnida, Araneae, Theridiidae. Gene Ontology annotation, cellular component: nucleus; cytoplasm. The record is from RefSeq and is a predicted model, not a curated record.